AUGGAGGGAAAGGCAUCGGAGUGGUACCAGUGGGCGAAGGGCAGCAAUAUCUUGUGUUCGUGGAGCGAGCUCUUACGACAAGUUAGAAUUCGAUUCGGGCCCUCCCAAUUUGAAGAUUAUGUGGGAAAAUUAUCUAAAUUGACGCAACAAGGCACGACGGAGGAUUACCAGGCUGAAUUUGAAUGCCUAAUGAACAAAGUGACAUCGAUUAGCGAACCUGUGUUGAUUUCGGUGUUCAUAGAUGGCCUAAAAGCUGAUAUUCAACGUAAAGUGGCUGGGAUCACAACCCAGAUUCGAAGUGAUAGUGUUCAGGUGGUGAAAGGAUCCAAAGGGUCCAUUCCAGUCAAGAAUAUUAGUCGGGCUGAGAUGAAGGAGCGACGACUCAAGGGCUUGUGCUAUAAUUGUGAUGAUAAGUGGUCUCCGUCCCAUAAAUGCGCUAAUUUGUUCUUGAUAUACGUAGGAUCAGAUGAGGACUUGGAAGAAAUUCCCGAGCCUUUAGAAGAGGAAGAGUUGACUAUCCAAGGCGAUGCUUCUAGUCUCAAUGCAUUAGCUGGCUCGGAUAGUCCUCGAUCGUUGCGAAUAUGGGGAAGAAUUAACGAGAAGCGUGUCCACGUGUUGAUAGACAGCGGGAGUACACAUAACUUCAUUCGGCCUGAAGUUGCAGAAUGCUUGAGGUUACCGGUGAAACCUAUAGCACCUUUUAAGGGUUAUGUGGGGAGUGGCGACUCACUAGUUUUCCCAAAUCAAAGUCUAGAGUUAGCUCUAGAGAUGCAGGGGACGAGUUUCGAAGUUGCACUUUAUGUAUUACCUAUUCAAGGGCCCAAAAUUGUCCUGGGGAUGCCAUGGCUUCGUGAAUUUGGAAGGGUUGUUCAUGACUAUAAACAAUUAACCAUGGAAUUUGAAUGGAACGGUAAAAGGGCAGGUGGAAUUCGGGUAGAUGAUCGUAAAAUUGAGGUUAUGGUGCAAUGGCCUAUUCCCAAGAACUUAAAGCAGCUGAGGGGGUUUCUCGGGCUUACUGGAUAUUACUGCCAAUUUAUAAAAGGAUAUGCGGAAAUAGCAGCCCCUCUUACUAACUUACUUAAAAAAAAUGCUUUUCAGUGGUCUACAGAAGAUGAAUUGGCGUUUAAUCAGUUAAAAGGGAUCAUGACUCAGACACCUUUGUUGCGAUUACCGGAUUUUGAAGUGACUUUUGUUGUCGAGGCAGAUGCUAGCGGAACAGGCCUUGGAGCGGUGCCAAUGCAACAAGGACAACCCAUUGCAUAUUUCAGCAAGAAAUUAGCACCACGGGUCAUGCACACACCGGAGCAGCAGGUACAUAUUAGGAAACUAUUGGGAUUUGAUUUUGUCAUCGAAUAUAAGGCCGGAGUGGAAAAUAAAGUUGCAGAUGCGUUAUUCCGCCGAGACGAGGAUCUAGGCGAAGAUGAUGGGAAAAGUAGUCAAUUGAAAAUGUUGGUUUCAGUCCCUAUUAAUCGAAUUAUUGAGGAGCUGGAACGAGAAAAUAAAGAACUUCCUUCUAUGAUUCGUUUACACAAAGACUGGGAGAAUGGAGCAUUACCGGAGGAUUGGAUGUUUAAGGCUUUUAAGGGUGAAGCUCCAGCCGAAAGUAGCACGUUACCUGCUUAUGUUCCUGACGGGGGUUUGACAAUUACUCCUCUUGCCAUUCUGGGAGAAAAACAUGUUUUGCAUAAUGGUCAGUUGGAACGCAUGGUGCUAGUCCAGUGGCAAGGUCUUCAUCCUGAAGAAACAACCUGGGAGUUAGCUUCUAGAAUUGAAAGUGAGCUGCCACAAAAACACCUUGAGGACAAGUUGUCUUCUAAUGAGGGAGGAAAUGAUACGAACAAAAGGCAGCCGAUCCCGGCACACCGACCUCAGCGUCAACGGCGAGCUCCCAGUUGGCAACGGAAGGUUGUUGCCCUGAAGGCAAGGGUGGUUCCACCUGGUAGAACAGGUCGGCGAAAGUGGUCCAAUCGCUCGGAUCGUUAA
Striga hermonthica is the source of this 1983-nucleotide messenger RNA. NCBI's taxonomy places the organism in Eukaryota, Viridiplantae, Streptophyta, Magnoliopsida, Lamiales, Orobanchaceae. The record is from the annotation of a GenBank genome assembly.